AUGACGAUGAAGACAGUGCUGUCCUUUGAAGGCGAGCGCGAGCUUGUGACCGAAACACGUGCUUAUGAAUUGGUGCGGACGUAUGCCGAUGAAGAGGCACAGCAGCAGCCAUCCACCUUCACGCACAUCACGCUGCGCAACAAGAGCUACACCCUGGAGGCCGCACGUGUCAUCGCCGCCUUCUUCUCGCGUCUAGAAGCCCGCGGCGCUUUCGAGGAGCUCGUGAGUGUGGACUUUGCCGAUAUGAUCGCUGGACGUCCGGAAGACGAGGCCCUGCAAGUUUUGGCGACGCUCUGUGACGCGCUGAGUGCCAUCAAGACGCUCACACGUAUCGACUUGAGCGACAACGCAUUAGGAGAAAAGGGUGUACGCGCUUGCUUUGGACUGCUGCAGAACCAGGAGCAGCUACGGCACAUAUACUUUUGCAACAACGGUAUCUCUGCCGCAGCUGCGGGUGUCAUUGCCGAUGAGGUUCUCCUGUUCCGUGGUUUGGACACGCCAACGAAGCUUGAGACCUUUCACUUCUACAAUAAUAUGAGUGGAGACGGCGGUGCCAUUGAAUUAGCCAAGUUGCUUCCGCUGUCACCGGGGCUGAAAGACUUGAGAUUUUCAGCGACGCGAGCUCAGAGAGAGGGAAGUCUGGCCUUUGCCACGGCUUUGGCGUCAUUGAAAAAGCUAGAGAAGCUGGAUCUAAGUGACAAUACGUUUAAGGCACAGGGUGCCAAGGCUAUCGCUGCAGCAGUGGCAGGAAUGCCGAACUUAGUGGAGAUUAACUUCCGUGAUGCUGCUCUUGAGGAUGAUGGGGUGAUGGCCAUUGCAGAUGCAUUGCGAGAGGGCGGUGCAGCAAAGAUUCUUACGGUGCUGGAUGUGUCUGGUAAUGAUCUAACUGCUGAGAGUAUGCCAGUUCUGGGGCAGAUGCUGCGUGUGAGCGAUGCUCUGCAUGUACUGCAAAUUGAAGAGAAUGAGAUCGGAUCGAAGGGUGCUAAGACUAUUGCAAAAGCUCUUCAAGCCGGAUCACCAGUGCUGGAGAAGGUGGUGGCUAAUUUGAACGAGAUUGGUGCCUCGGGUGCGCUUGCACUUGUCACGUCUGUUCUUGACAAAAAGGCGUUUGCGAAGCUGAAUAUUGAUGGAAAUCAAAUAUCUGCCGAGGGUGUGGCUCAAAUUGAGUCGCUGCUUGAGAGCAAGAACAUGAGCGACGUGCUGGGGUCACUGGAGGACAAUGACGGCGAUGAAGAUGAAGAGAACGAAGGUGACGAGGAGAGUGAGAAUGAGUAG
This is a messenger RNA of Peronospora farinosa, 1275 nucleotides long. The record is from the annotation of a GenBank genome assembly. Lineage: Eukaryota; Oomycota; Peronosporomycetes; Peronosporales; Peronosporaceae.